GCUACCUUCCGGUACGAUUUUCGUCUUUAUAUUUACUUCUCCCUCCAGUUCUCCUUCCAGCUCCACUACACACUUCUCUUUCGGCCUCUCACUGCCUUAAUUCUCCACACAGACACAGAAACUUACUCCGUUAGCUUGCGUUGCGUCCAUGGCCAGCUCUCGUCAGCUUCUGAUCAGCUAUUUCCUCGCUUCAAUGGCAUCGUCUCUCGUCGUCGCGGGACCCCAGGUACCUUGCUUCUUCAUCUUCGGCGACUCGACGGUGGACAACGGCAACAACAACGGCCUCGCAACCUCCGCCAAAGCCAAUUACACCCCUUACGGCGUCGAUUUCCCCGACGGCCCCACCGGAAGAUUUUGCAACGGCAAAAAUAUCGCCGACGUUAUUGCUGAACUUCUGGGCUUCGACAGUUUCAUUCCACCCUUCGCAACUGCAAGUGGCACGACCAUCUUAUCUGGUGUAAACUAUGGCUCUGGAGCUGCCGGAAUUCGUGAUGAAACCGGGCAACAACUGGGGGAACUAAUCAGCAUGAACAAGCAGCUGCUAAACCACCAAACCUCAAUCUCGCGAAUCGUCAAGUUUCUGGGAAGCGAAGAAGCAGCUGCAAAAUACCUAAACAAGUGCAUAUAUGCAGUUGCAAUUGGCAGCAACGAUUACAUCAACAACUACUUAUUGCCAAAGCAUUACCCUACAAGCCACAUCUAUACUCCAGAGGAAUACGCAGUCGUCCUUACCCAGCAAUAUUCUCAGCAGAUGAGGACUCUGCACAGGAAUGGAGCCAGGAAGGUGGCCCUCUUUGGGCUUGGUUUGAUCGGCUGCACCCCAGAUGAAAUGGCCACUUACGGCACCAAUGGAUCCUGUGUGACCAUGAUCGAGGACUACGUGCAGAUGUUCAAUAACCGGCUUAAAUCCCUUAUUGAUGAGCUCAACGGCGAUUUUUCUGACGCCAAGUUCGUAUACAUAGACAGCUACGAAGCCUCACUGUCCGCGGCUUAUGGCACCGGCGUUAGCUAUACGACAACGCCCUGCUGCCAUGUGUCGUUGAGCCUGGGGAAGGCGCAGUGCGCUCCGGGCACAGUACCCUGCAGCAACAGGAGCUCGUACGCGUUCUGGGACGGGUUCCAUCCUACCGAGAUUAUCAAUACGUAUCUGGGUGAAAGAGCUUACAGCGCCAAGUCUCCAUAUGAUGCUUAUCCAACUGACAUCAAAGGCUUGGCUGAGCUGCAACUGGGAGAAGACCAGAUUCAGCCCAAAGACAAGCUGAAGAAUUGGAGGUGGAGCAUGAUAAAAAGCCUAUUUUCCGGUCCAAUGUUGGGAGGCUUUUGAUGCAUUUUGAGCUCAGCCUUGCACUAGUGUUUCCCCUUCGAUUCGAUGUGUGAUAAAGUUUCAGCCAAAUCCUCAAAAUGUGGCUGUCCCUUGUUGUCCGACAUUGCUUCUCAUGUUUGGCUUAUGCUAAGUGUCUGUAGCAGCUCCAUUCCUUUUGUUGUAGGCUUAAUUUGGAGUAUUUUAAUUUCUUGUUAAAUUCAACUCAACUCAGCUAUUUUCUGAAAAAGAUAAUGCUAAAUGGUUGGAUUU
Diospyros lotus (date-plum) is the source of this 1573-nucleotide messenger RNA. RefSeq names its product GDSL esterase/lipase At1g29670-like. Gene Ontology annotation, molecular function: hydrolase activity, acting on ester bonds. The transcript is spliced from 5 exons. The record is from RefSeq and is a predicted model, not a curated record. Bases 149 to 1324 code for a protein of 391 amino acids. Lineage: Eukaryota; Viridiplantae; Streptophyta; Magnoliopsida; Ericales; Ebenaceae.